GGGGCUUUUUUUUCUUGUAUAUAUAAAAAGACAAUUACCCUUCAUCCGUCUUUCUUUUUUUUUUCCCCCACCGCCUCCCUUUACUUUUAAUAUAGAUAAAUGAUAACUAAAUUAUUCCAAAGUAAGCAAAGUCAAAGGAUUCUAACAAGAAACUAUGUAAGUACAAUUGGUAUUCGAAGAGAAGAUAAAAGUAGAUGGGAGCGUCGAUCUGCUUUGACACCAGAAACAGUCAAGAAGUUAAUUGAAGAGACAGGAACUCAAGUUUAUGUUCAACCAAGUACGAAGCGUAUCUUUACAGAUGCUUCAUAUGAAAAGGUAGGAGCCGUUGUUACAGACGAUCUUACAAAGGCAGAUAUCAUCUUGGGCAUCAAAGAAGUACCUGAAAAAUCUUUAUUAAAUGAUAAAACCUAUCUUUUCUUUUCUCAUACUCAUAAAGGAAAUUUGAAAAAUAUGCCAAUGUUACAAAGCAUUCUUGACAAAAAAAUUCGUUUAAUUGAUUAUGAAUUGUUGAAAGAUGAAAGUGGGAAAAGAUUAGUUGCAUUUGGUGAAUUUGCAGGAAAAGCAGGUAUGAUUGAUAUCCUUCACGGUAUGGGACAUCGCUUUUUAGGAUUAGGUUAUAGCACACCUUUUAUGUAUACUUCUAUGGCGCAUGGUUAUCCAACAAUAGCAAAUGCAAAAGCUUCUUUACGUCAAAUGGGUGAUUUUAUUAAAAAAGAUGGAACACCUAAAGACUUUGGUCCUAUAAUUUUUGGAUUUACUGGAUCUGGUAAUGUUUCUCAGGGUGCAAUGGAAAUGUUCAAGGAAUUACCACAUGAAAUAGUUUCUGUUAAAGAUCUUCCUUGUUUAGUAAACGAUAAAAAUCCCAGACUUGAUCGAUUAUAUGCAACUCAGUUAAAUGCAACAGAUUACAUUGAAUAUAAAAAGGAUAAUAAGCCUUUAAAAGACUUUGAAGAUUACUUGAUAAAUCCACAUAAAUAUCAAUCUAAUUUUCAUGACAAGAUUGCUCCUUAUGUUAACUGUGUGGUUACUGGUGCCUACUGGGAUAAAAGAUAUCCUCGUUUAAUGACAAAUAAACAGUUAUUGGAAUUCGAAAUGUCAAAAAAAUCGGGCAUAAUUAAGCAAGGAAAAAUGAUGAGUUUAGGUGAUAUUGUGUGCGACAUAAAGGGUGCAUUUGAAUGCUUAUCCCAUUGUACGAACAUAGAAGAUGGUUUCUUUUAUUAUGAUGCAAUUAACGAUAUGGAACAUAAAAAUGCUGAAGGCAAUGGUGUUCAAAUAAUGGGUAUUGAUAUACUACCUGCCGAGUUUCCUGUAGAAAGCAGCCAAUUAUUUAGUGAAAAGCUUUAUCCAUAUAUUAAAGAAAUGAUAGUUAAUACUACAUCGAAUACUAGUCUUCAAGAUUUACCAUCUGUAUUACAAAAUGCUACCAUAGCUAAUGUGGGAAAAUUAACAAAACCUCAUGAAGGAUUAAAGGAAUUCUUACCAUCCAAAACUACACCAAAUGGAAAUGGUAAAAAGACAGUUCUUUUACUAGGUUCAGGUAUGGUGGCUGGACCUUUAGUUGAACAUUUGGCUAGACGACCUGAUGUUAAUAUAGUUGUUGCUAGUAAUGUUCUUGAAGAAGCUAAAGCUUUAACAGCGAAUUACAAUAAUGCUGAAACAGCUUUACUAGAUAUUAAUAAUCAUGGAGAACUAUCCAGACUUGUUAGUUUAGCUGAUGUUGUAAUUAGUCUUGUUCCUGCAUUCUUACAUACUCAAGUUGCUAAUAUUUGUGUUGAACAAAGAAAAGAUAUGGUAACAGCAAGUUAUGUUUCCAAAGAAAUGGAAGAACUUGAAUCAAGAGCAAAUAAGGCAGGUAUUUUGAUUAUGAACGAAGUUGGCUUAGAUCCUGGUAUCGAUCAUAUGUCAGCAAUGAAGAUUAUUGAUGAAGCAAAGAACAAAGGAGCAAAAAUCCAAUCUUUUGUAUCAUGGUGCGGUGGACUCCCUGCCCCUGAAGCGUCCAAUGUACCGCUUGGAUAUAAAUUUAGUUGGUCUCCCCGUGGCGUAUUGACAGCAAGUGGCAAUGAUGCUAUCUAUUGGGCAAAUGGAAAGAAACAUACAAUAUCCGGUAGUCAUUUAUUAAAGGACCAUUUCCCACUUGUACAAACUCCUUUUGCCGGUUUUGUAUUUGAAGGGUUAGCAAAUAGAAAUUCACUAAGCUAUGCAGACAUUUAUGGUUUAGGUGAUUUAAAAGAAAUGAAUACAAUGUUUCGAGGCACUUUGAGAUACCAGGGAUAUUCUGAUCUUUUAUAUGCUUUUCGUAAGCUGGGAUUUUUAGAACAAUCAAAACCUAUAGCUGAUCAAUGUAGUAAUUGGUCAAAUUACUUUGACCUUAUCUUGUCCGGCAAGAGUGAUCCUAUGACAUUAGAAGAGAAGUAUCAAUGUGUAGCAAACAAGCUAGGUUUACCUAAAGAUCAUUUCAUGGUUCAAAAGACAUGGUCUGCUAUUCAUUAUUUCUUAUCUACUGAGACUAAGAUAAACACUCGACAAGGAACAAGUUCUCUUGAUCUCUUUUCAAGUCUUUUAGCAGAUAGAUUAAAAUAUGAGAAGGGAGAAAAGAAUAUGGUUGCAAUGCAUCAUGAAUUCGGUAUUGUACAUCAUUCUGGCAAGAAAGAAAUAUUAACUUCAACCUUAAUCAAGUAUGGUAAUGAAAAGUUUACAGCUAUGGCCGAAACUGUUGGUUUACCUACAGCUAUGGCAGUUGAACUCAUUUUAGACAAUAAGAUCCCAGAAAGGGGUAUACAAAGACCUACUCAACCUCACGUGUAUCUUCCUAUUUUAGAACAACUUGAAUUAAAAGACAUUAAGUUUAUUGAAAGUACUCAACCCUUUACUUCUAAUAAUCAAUUAAAGAAUGCUACAGGUUCUAAUACUUGGUAAUAAAAUUUAUGUUGUUAUGACACACACACACACACACACUCUCUCUCUCUCUCUUUCUUUCUUUCUUUCUUUUUUCUUUUUUCUUUUUAGUUGUAUAGCACAU
This is a messenger RNA of Cokeromyces recurvatus, 3019 nucleotides long. Its product is annotated as Saccharopine dehydrogenase-domain-containing protein. NCBI's taxonomy places the organism in Eukaryota, Fungi, Mucoromycota, Mucoromycetes, Mucorales, Mucoraceae. Gene Ontology annotation, cellular component: cytoplasm. Gene Ontology annotation, molecular function: saccharopine dehydrogenase activity. The coding region runs from base 100 to 2916 and encodes 938 amino acids. The record is from RefSeq and is a predicted model, not a curated record. The transcript has 19 exons.